UGGUUUGAAUACGCUCCAGAGAAACACUUUUUGACAGCUUAAAUAUAUUUAAAGCAGUCCGCUGGAACAUUUACAAUGAACUCAACCUACAAUCAAGAAACCACACCCAGUGAUGGAUGGUGCCUGGAGAAGAUUUAAAUGGUAGAUUCUGCCACUCUGCAAUGAGAUCACUUGCAAAAUAACAUUGUCCUGAAUCAUCCCAAUGAGCCCAAGAUGCAUUUCAGUGAAAGACCAACAAGAUGCAGGAAGGCCUUAACAGAGUCAUGGCAGCUGUAAAAUACAUACUUGUUUAAGGUCGAACCAAAGAGGAACAUGACAGGAACCAAAGAGGAACAUGACAGAAACCAGUGCAAUGCUGAGAAGGUCCUGACAGCUCAACACCAGGAAGAGCAGAGUCAGUUCCAAUUGUGGUCAGCUUUGGACAUUUCACAUUGGAUUGGAAAAAGCCAGAUCCACAGAAGAUCUCUUCCAUAAAGGAGUUGGAGCCAUUGAAGAAACACACAGAACACCUCCUGCAAGAAGCAGGGCGGACCAGCCGUUUAUACCGAACGUCCUAAGCCGUCGACCGAAGGUUUCCUCCCGUCGCCGUCGUGUUUGUGGAGCGUGCAUCUGCCGGGGCAUAAUAUUAAUGGGGCAGCAGGUGGGGUCCCCAACCGUCGGUCAGUACGUGGCCGCCUGAUCACAUGCAUUGUACAGAGAGGGGGGGGUCCAUGCCUCCGCCACACACCACACAACGGACACCAGCACUGAUCAGUUGGAGCCCACUCCUCCAGCCGGGGAGCGGGCGGAGGGUGGCGAGGGGGACGGGUCUCUCUUCUAUAGGGAGUUGUGGUUCGUCGUGUUGAUGACUGGGGUAGCCCUAGUCCUUUUAGCUAUUGCCCUGGGGGUCAUCCUGCACAAGGCCCUGAACAGACCCCCCUUUACCAGAGAGCGCCCCCCUCUGGUGGCCCUCCCCCUGCAGAAGAGGAGCCCGAUGGCUGUGUACCCGACCAGUGACCCUUACCUGUUUGACACGGUGCCUGACACGGCAAGCUCCUCCAACAGCGUCACUCUCAAAGGGUUCACCAUGCACCUGGAGGGAGUCACGGACCGUAAGUUUGGGCCCGGCGCCGACGCUCCUCUGGAGGGAGAGCCGGGAAUCCUUAACGUGUCCAGCCUCCACGUCUCCGCUAUCCAUGGAUCUGCCCAUUCCCAAAAUGCCCUGCGGCGCAGCGUGAGCCAGAUGAUGGACAGGAAGUCGGUGAGAGAGGACGACGACGUGUGGGAGUCUCAUGUUAGAGGCCACGACAGUGGGAUGUUUAUGGACGACGAGGAGUUUGUUGACACCAUCAAAGGCUUCAGCACGGUACGAAAGGAACACACCAUGUUUACCGACACUAACCUGUGACGUGCGGCGACCUUCGAACUUCCCCACUCAAGCCUCUGCUUGUGUGAGCUCAGUGGUCAACUAAAGAGGGUAACCCUGACUGAGGGUGGUCAGACGAGUAAACCAAUCAAGACUUAGCCAUCAGACUGUAUUGCUGGAGUUAUAUAGUAAAAAGAAAGCCUGGCAAAUAUGCCUCAAAUGAAGAUUGUCAACAAAAAACAUACUUCUAAGGAGGUAGAAAGCUGAUGGAGCAGAGUGGUUUCAUUUAGAGAAUAACAUUUCCUUGUUUUAAGUAGAAAUGUUCAGGCAUCCAUGUAUGUUGAAAAUGUUCCUUGGUUUGCGUUCAUCUACAUCGGUCUAAUGUACAGCGUUUUCUAUUUUAUAUAAACUUGUAUUUUUACUUGCACUAAAUGCAAGACAGAUU
This is a messenger RNA of Esox lucius (northern pike), 1790 nucleotides long. RefSeq names its product usherin. Bases 845 to 1387 code for a protein of 180 amino acids. The record is from RefSeq and is a predicted model, not a curated record. The transcript is spliced from 8 exons. NCBI's taxonomy places the organism in Eukaryota, Metazoa, Chordata, Actinopteri, Esociformes, Esocidae.